AUGAACAAUGGUAUAAUAAAGGAGCUUCCUCCUAGGUUCCGACGCAUAUAUGUUAGCUUCCAUGCAUGUAAAGUUGGGUUUAUCGCAAGUUGUCGGCCUAUCAUUGUUCUUGAUAGAUGCUUCUUGAAAUCUCACUUUGGAGGCCAUUUACUAAGUGCAAUUGGAAGGGACGGAGAUGAUGGCAUGUUUCCUAUUGCAAUGGCUAUUGUUGAGGCAGAAAACAGAGAAAGUUGGACAUGGUUUAUGUUCCAGCUUCUUAAUGACAUGUGUGGGGUAGAUCCUACCAACAUAGUAUUUAUUUCAGACAUGCAAAAGGGAUUGGUCCAAACCUUUGAAGAUUUAUUACCAUACACAGAACAUAGAUUUUGUUUGAAGCAUUUGAAUGAAAAUUUCAAGAAGCAUUGGAAAGGGAAGCAUUACCAGGAUAUGCUUUGGCAAGCAGCACAUGCAACUACCGUUUGUCAAUUUGAAAAGGUUAUGAAAAAGUUAGAAAAAACUGAAGAUGGAAAAGCUUAUCAAUAUUUAAAACGCCUCAAGCCUAGUUCUUGGACUAAAUCGCAUUUUAGUUUCAAAGCUAAGACUGAUGUGUUAGUGAACAAUAUCAGUGAAUGCUUCAAUGCCUAUAUACUACAAGAGAGGGAGCUUCCAAUAAUCUCAUUGAUUGAAGGCAUACAGACAAAAUUGAUGAAGCGAUUAUAUAUGAAGAAAACUGGUAUGGAAGCAUAUGCUGAUAAAAUAACUCCAAACAUAAAAAAACGCUUAGAGAGGAUAAAGGCCAAUUCAAGAGACUGUGUCCCAACACCAGCAGGUAGCAAAAAGUUUGAAGUAAAGUGUAAGGGGAAGAAUGUCACGGUUGAGUUGGAGGCGAGGAGUUUCUCAUGCAGAUUAUGGGGUUAA
Gastrolobium bilobum is the source of this 897-nucleotide messenger RNA. RefSeq lists its product as uncharacterized. The transcript has 2 exons. Lineage: Eukaryota; Viridiplantae; Streptophyta; Magnoliopsida; Fabales; Fabaceae. The record is from RefSeq and is a predicted model, not a curated record. The coding region runs from base 1 to 897 and encodes 298 amino acids.